AUGCCUUAUUCUCCCAAGCCCGGUGAUUCAAUCACCACCCUCGACACACCCUCUAUGCUUGUCGACCUCGACCUAAUGGAGUCCAAUCUCACAUACCUGAUGACCCUCCUCCUCCGCAGCAACAUUUCCGUCCGGCCCCAUCUCAAAACCACCAAAUCCGCCAUCCUCGCCCAUAAGAUGGUCGGUGCCGGCGCAACGGGCGGCUGUGUUGCGAAAUUAAGCGAAGCGGAAGUCAUGUGUUCAAACGGGUUUACCGAUCUGCUCAUCACAUCUGAGAUAGUGGGUCGGACAAAAGUUAGACGGUUGGUAGAAUUGUGGAAGGAUUAUAGAAAUCUGAAGAUUGUGGUUGAUAGUGCUAAAGGUGCGAGGGCGAUUAAUGAUGCGAUGAGGGAGAGUGGGAUGCAGGGUAGUAUCAUGACACUGAUUGAUUUGGACGUUGGGUUGCACAGGACAGGUGUGCAGCCUGGCGAGCCGGCAUUGGAACUUGCAAGAGUGGUGGCAGGAUGUGAUCAUCUGACCAUCAUUGGAGUCCAGGGGUAUGAGGGCCAUCUGCAGCACGUCCAUGGAGACGAGGAAAGGAAGAGGUCAUGUUUGGAGUCGAUGAAGAUUCUCACGCAGACUGCAGAGGCGUUGCGGCAGGAGGAACACCAGAUCGAUGUUGUUACCACUGGAGGAACAGGGACGGCGGAAUUUUGCGUUACAGUUCCGGGGAUUACAGAGGUGCAGCCUGGGUCAUUCGUCUUCAUGGACACAGACUAUAGGGAUGCGGUAGGGACAAAGUACUCGAACAGCUUGACAGUCCUGUCCACGGUUCUGAGUAAGCAGGGACCGACGUGCGUUACAAUCGAUGCAGGACUGAAGUCGCUCACCACAGAUAGCGGACUGGCAGAGUGCAAGGCCGCUGGAUAUACAUAUGGGGUCAUGGGUGAUGAGCAUGGCAGUUUGACAUGGGAGGAUGGGGAAGGCCAGGAGCUAGAUGUUGGCGAUACGGUGGAAAUGAUACCGAGUCAUAUUGACCCGACAAUCAAUUUGCAUGAAACGUAUUAUGCACAUCGAAAUGGAAUCAUCGAGGAGAUUUGGCCGGUCGAUGCGAGAGGAAAGGUUCAAUAG
Molecule: messenger RNA, 1110 nt
Organism: Plenodomus lingam JN3
Lineage: Eukaryota; Fungi; Ascomycota; Dothideomycetes; Pleosporales; Leptosphaeriaceae
Biological process (GO): D-serine catabolic process
Molecular function (GO): D-serine ammonia-lyase activity
Source: RefSeq, a predicted model, not a curated record